This is a messenger RNA of Cercospora beticola, 1371 nucleotides long. Its product is annotated as peroxidase family protein. The record is from RefSeq and is a predicted model, not a curated record. Gene Ontology annotation, molecular function: peroxidase activity. Lineage: Eukaryota; Fungi; Ascomycota; Dothideomycetes; Mycosphaerellales; Mycosphaerellaceae.
AUUUGUUGACUCUGCAGUAGCCAUCAUCAUGAAGUUCUCAGCAUCAGUACUCCUCGCCGUUGGCGCGAGCGCCUUCCCGGCCAAGAUUAUGGAGGAGGCUAUCAAGCGCGAUCCUGAGCUCGUUGCAAAGGCCCUCGAGGCUGUGGACGUGGACAUGUUGAAGCGUCAAGCUGGUGCUGGUGGUGCUACGGCUCUCUUUGAGCCUGUGCCUAAGUUCAACGCUGCUACACAGUUCAUCAACGUCGGCCCUGGGAGCGGGCAUGAGUGGCAGGCCCCUGGUCCAAACGAUCAGAGAGGUCCUUGUCCAGGUUUGAACGCGUUUGCAAACCACGGGUUUCAACAGAGAAAUGGUGUUGCCACGAUUCAGCAAUACAUUGAUGCCACAACCGAUGUCGUAGGCAUGGGUCGCAUCCUCGCUGGAUUCCUGUCCAUCCUUGGUGCCACCAUCGACGGUGAUCUUGCUUCAUGGUCGAUGGGUGGUCCACCGGGCGGCGCUGGCCUCCUCCGCGGAAACGGCCUGAUCGGCUCACACAACAAAUACGAGACCGAUGCCUCACCCACCCGAGGUGAUCUCUACCAGGCGGGCGACAACUGGAAGGUCGUGCUCAGCCAAUUCCAAGAGAUGAUCGACUACUCUCCAGGCAGUCUCACCAUGGAGAGCUUGACCAACUUCCGAUCCCACCGCUUCGAUACUCAAGUUCAGACCAACCCAUACUUCUUCAACGGACCAUUUGCUGGUGUUGCCGUGCAGCCUGCAGCGUACACGUUCAUCUACCGCUUCAUGGCCAACCACUCUGCAGAGAACCCAAUCGGUUUCCUCUCGCACGAGACUGUCGCCUCGUGGUUCGGUGUGCAGGGUCAGUCCGGCUCUUACUCGCUUGUGAACGGAAAGACCGGCAACGAGCGUAUUCCCGACAACUGGUACCGCCGCGCACAGGAGUACCCAUACGAGGUUACCUACUUCAUUGCAGAUCUGCUCAAUGCUGCGCUCCUCCACCCCAAGUUCCUCGCCAUCGGCGGCAACACCAACGGCCCAAACACCUUCACCGGCGUCAACUUGGAGAACCUGUCAGGCGGCCUCGUCAACUUAGGCAACCUCGCGCAAGGCAACAACCUUGGCUGCUUCGUCUUCCAGCUCGCUGCUCAGGCCAAGCCAGAUAUCCUCCUGGGUCUCCUCAACCCAAUCACGGACAUUCUCGGCCAAAUUGUGUCGCAGCUCAGCUGCCCACAGCUUCGCGAGAUUGAUGAGGCUCAGCUGAGACAGUUCCCUGGUUAUCAGCGCGCUGCGGUCUAUGGUUAGAUAGAAUUAGAUACCAAGUCGUGCCUUUGCGGGACAUGAUGCUGUAUGAAAAGUAAUGCCAAGAAUAUCAU